Cornus florida is the source of this 3154-nucleotide messenger RNA. Its product is annotated as ethylene receptor 2-like. The transcript has 3 exons. Gene Ontology annotation, molecular function: protein binding; ethylene receptor activity; ethylene binding. Bases 728 to 3052 code for a protein of 774 amino acids. The record is from RefSeq and is a predicted model, not a curated record. Gene Ontology annotation, biological process: phosphorelay signal transduction system; response to ethylene. NCBI's taxonomy places the organism in Eukaryota, Viridiplantae, Streptophyta, Magnoliopsida, Cornales, Cornaceae. Gene Ontology annotation, cellular component: endoplasmic reticulum membrane; endoplasmic reticulum.
AGACUAGAUCUCCUCUUCUCUCUCUCUCUCCUUGUUUCAGCUAUUAUCAAACAACGGCGCGGACAAACGUACUCUUUCUCUCUCUCUCUCUACAAUGACUCUCUCUCUCUCUCUCUAAAAAUCUUCCCCCCUCGAAAACUUCUGUUUGAAAUUUGAAAACAGAUAAAGAUAGGAGGAAAAUGGUAAAGAAAAAAUGAGAGAGAUUUCUUACACGCAUAUAUGUGUGCUAUAUACAUACAAGAUACAGAUAGAUACAGCAGCUGUAUAUGGACUCGAGAAAAUAAAACAGGGAUUUCUUAGCUGGGUUUGAUGGGUCACUCUUCAUUUUUGUGUGAAUUUGUUGGAUUGAAUUUUGGGUUGGUGAUGGUGGUUGAGAGGGAUUGUAUAUGUAGGUGUGUGUAAAUGAUAUAGUUACUAGUGAUAUAUAAUGGGAUUGUGGGUGAUUUUAUUUGAUUGUUGAAAAUUGGAUGAGAGGGUGAUGGUGAAGUAUUUGAAGAUCAUACAUCUGUGUAUCUACAUGUGAAUCAAAUAUAAGAUCUGAAGAUGGUGGUUGCCCAAAAUCUGGGUUUUCUUGGUCACCUAUGGGCUUUGUUUCUUCAGGAAAUGAAUAUAGAAGCUAGUGUCCUCAUGUUGUAAUUCAAGUGUGUUCACCUUAAUCUUAUUGGGGGUAUUGGGAAGAUUGACAAUUCAUUCAUAAAUGGAUUGAAAGUUUAGUUCAUUGAAUGAAAUGGUAAAGACAUUAGCAUCUGUUCUGUUGAUUUGUUGGCUUCUCUUUUCUAUUUCGGCUGCUGAUAAUGGAUACUCCAGAUGUAAUUGCGAGGACGAGGGUUUUUGGAGCAUUGAAAGCAUUCUAGAGUGCCAGAAAGUGAGUGAUUUCUUGAUUGCAGUGGCCUAUUUUUCGAUCCCAAUUGAACUAAUUUAUUUUGUUAGUUGUUCAAAUGUUCCAUUCAAAUGGGUACUGUUCGAGUUCAUUGCCUUCAUUGUCCUCUGUGGGUUGACCCAUUUGCUCAAUGGUUGGACUUAUGGCCCACACCCAUUUCAGCUGAUGCUAGCUCUUACCAUUUUCAAGUUCCUCACUGCUCUAGUCUCAUGUGCCACUUCUAUAACCCUUUUUACUCUCCUUCCUUUGCUUCUCAAAGUGAAGGUAAGAGAGUUUAUGUUGAAGAAGAAAGCUUGGGAUCUUGGUCGAGAGGUUGGAAUCAUAAAGAAGCAGAGAGAAGCUGGUUGGCAUGUCCGUAUGCUCACCCAUGAGAUCCGUAAAUCACUUGAUCGGCAUACAAUUUUGUACACAACUUUGGUUGAGCUUUCCAAGACAUUGGAUUUGCAGAAUUGUGCUGUUUGGAUGCCUAAUGAGAAUAAAACAGAGAUGAACUUGACACAUGAGUUGAAAGGGAUGGAUUUCUCUAAUAUUGAUAGUUUUUCUAUCCCGAUAAGUGAUCCAGAUGUUAGAAUGAUUAAGGAGAGCUACGGAGUAAGGAUACUUGACCCUGACUCAGCUCUUGCUAAAGGAAGCAGUGGAGAGUCUAUUGAGUCUGGACCUGUGGCUGCAAUUAGGAUGCCAAUGCUGAGGAUUUGUAACUUCAAAGGCGGGACACCUGAGCUGAUUCAAGCUUGUUAUGCAAUAUUGGUUUUGGUUCUUCCUGGUGGGCAACCCCGAUCAUGGAGUGACCAAGAAAUUGAGAUAGUACAAGUUGUUGCUGACCAGGUGGCUGUGGCUGUCUCCCAUGCUACAGUGCUUGAAGAAUCGCAGCUCAUGAGAGACCAAUUAGUGGAGAAAAAUCGAGCCUUGCAACAGGCGAAACAGGAUGCAAUGAUGGCAAACCAGGCCAAGUACUCAUUCCAGAAGGUAAUGAACAAUGGGAUGAGGAGACCAAUGCACUCAAUUUUGGGUUUGCUUUCAAUGAUGCAGGAUGAAAAUCUGAGCAGCCAGCAACAAAUGCUUGUUGAUGCAAUGGUUAAGACCAGCAAUGUCCUCUCAACCUUGGUAAACGAUGUAAUGGUCACUUCGACCAAGGAUAAUGGAUGGUUCCCAUUAGAGAUGAGGCCUUUCCGACUACAUUCCAUGAUAAAAGAAGCCACUAGCCUUGCUAAGUGCUUGUGUGUUUAUAGGGGUUAUGGUUUUGCGGUUGAAGUUGAGAAAUCUUUGCCCGAUCAUGUUUUGGGCGAUGAGAGAAGAGUUUUUCAGGUGAUUUUGCAUAUGUUUGGGUAUCUUUUGAAUGGAAGCAAUGGAGAAGGCUGUGUAAUAUUUCGGAUUUUCUCACAGAGUGGAAGUCGCUCAAGGAAUGAUCAAAGAUGGACAACCUGGAGAGCAAGCUCAUCUCAUGGGUAUGCGCACAUUAGGUUUGAAAUUGGGUUAAACAGUAGUGGUCCUCAAUUAGAGUGCUCAAGUUCAAUAGGACGCUUUGGUGAUUGGAGAUACCGCAGCAAUGGGCUUGAGGAAGACUUGAGCUUCAACAUUUGUGAAAAGCUAGUGCAGUUGAUGCAAGGGAACAUAUGGGAAGUCUCAAACCCAGAGGGUUUUGAUAAAAGCAUGGUCCUUGUCCUCCGGUUCCAACUCCGGCAAUCCAUUGUAAUAGACUUUUCUGAACCCGGAGAAUAUUCAGACCACCCACAUUCGAACUCUCUGUUUAGAGGCCUUCAAGUAAUGUUAGCUGAUGAUGAAGCUGUGAAUAGGGCAGUGACCAGGAAACUGCUGGAGAAAUUGGGCUGUAGAGUUUCCACAGUUUCAUCUGGAUGUGAAUGUUUUAGUGCUAUUAGCUCUGCAAUGUCUUCUUUCCAAAUCGUUCUUUUAGAUCUUCAUAUGCCUGAUUUGGAUGGGUUUGAAGUUGUCAGGAGAAUUCGCAAGUUUGGAGGCAGUAGUUGGCCGUUGAUUAUUGCCUUGACAACAAGUGCUGUCGAAGAUGUGUGGCAAGGAUGCUCGGAGAUUGGAAUUAAUGGAGUUAUUAGAAAGCCAGUUCUUUUACAAGGCAUUGCUGAUGAGCUUCGGAGAGUACUGUUACAGUCCAACAAAGUUGUGUGGCAAAGCGAAGCUGUAAGCUACAACAAUGCAUAAUUUCGCCAACACUCUUGUAUUGCCAGCACAGAGAUGUGUUACACACUACAACAUCAAAAUUCAAAAUGGUAUAUAUACAAAAUUUCAGUUUCUCUUUGUUAA